UCAUGCAGGUGGAAUUCACUCAGUCCAGCCUCGACCACAUCAGGAGGACGGACCGGUCAGUAUCAGCACAGCCCCUGUACAGACCGACCCUCCGAGCGUCACGUCAUUAUUAUUUACCCGAACACUCUGUCAUGCACCAUCGAGGAGUUAAACUGCGUGUAUAUGGAAUACAUUUUAACGGUUGAAUCAUCAAAUAUCCUCGCAUCAUGCUCAGGUGGUCUGUUUUUCCCACUGAAGGAGAUAUUACAGACCGCAUUUGGAAACAAGACUGUCUUAUCACUCUUUAGAAUAUCAAACAGGCCCUUUUUAAAAUCAUGGAGGAAAGCAAUACUAGUGAACCAGUGCCAGAUUUGAAGGAUCUGGAGGUGAAAGUGGGGAGGAAGACGCCGGAGGGACUCCUAAAGUGGAUGAGAGAGGACCACAAGAUAAUUUCUCAUCAUCAGACAGAGAGCAAUGAGACAGAGAAGAAGGGCCUGGAUGAGAAGAUCCGAAAACUUAAACUGGAGAUGGCUCAUUUACGAGCAGCUGACGUCAAGAUCUUGAACCAGUUGCUAGCCUUGCAUGAGGGCAUUGAGGCAGUCAAAUGGCUCCUGGAAGAGCGUGGAGCACUCACCAGCCGCUGCAGCAGUCUGACCAGCAGCCAGUACAGCUUAGGGGAUGGUCCUGACACCUCCUGGAAGGGCAGCUGGAGCAGCCUGCAAGAUCCCCAUGACAAGCUUGACAACAUUUCCAUUGGCAGCUACCUGGACACGUUAGCUGAUGACCUGGAUGAGUACUGCCCCUCCAGUGGGACUGAUUCCAUUCUCUGUGCUGCCCCUGUGGGGACAGAUGGCUCAAGAGUUAAUGGAGGAGGAAUAAGCAGUGCCACCGGAUCUGGAACCAGAUCUCCACAAGUCAAGUCUGAAGCUCCAAAGGAAGAAGCUCAGGUUUGGAAUAAAGCAGUGUCUGAUACAGGGAGGCUGCAACCUUCAGUCAACUAUGUCCCAAAUCAGGCAAAGCCCUGCAAGAUCAACGGAAUCAUGGACAAAGCAGUGAAGCAGAUAGUUGGCUCAGACUCACCCAGAGACUGUCUGGCUGAGAAGCUUGGGAAGACUCUUAGCCCUAAAGUGAAAACAUACAAGAAUGGCAAAGUUGAGCUGGAUACCUGCAAAAUGAAUGGCAAAGUUCAACUAGAGUAUGAUGCACACUGGCGCUGGGUGCAGUCACAGGAUGAUGUGACAUUUUUGUGAUAAUGUACAAGAUUAUGAAGCCAAAGGUGUUUAUCAGAGACUGUUCCGGUCCUCUAUUUACCACCUUGCAGACCUUGAUGUCUGAUUAGUUUACCUUCUCAAUAUAGAUCUUAAAAUGGUUAAAAGCUUGACCUGUGGGGGUCAAAAUUUAAAACCCCUGAAUUAAACGUGGUGUUUAUUUGUAUUUAUUUCAGUUUUAAAAUACCUUUUCCUCUCCCAGCUUAAUAUGCAGAGAUAACUCUAAGCAAUUUCUGGGUUGUUUCCCCCAAAAAGUGUAAACAUUGUGGCUCUGUGGUGCUAUUGAAACAUUACUCUGUUUGUUUGAGCAUCCUGACAAUGAAACAUUGUCUUAACCAAUGGCGUGAGUUCUAUCCAUUUUUUAGACCAGGUGUUCUAGAAACCGGUUUGAAAAAAUUCUUCAUUUUUGCUGUUCCGUUUAGUGAAACUAGUUGCACAGAAAAUGCACACUUCACCUUGGAAUUAUAUUAUACUCUAUGUCAGGUUGUGUAGAUGUUUAUGGAUGCAUGUUUCAAAUGUGCAUUUUACAUGCAAAUCGUAAUCUUUUCUGAAUUGGCAUCUAUUGAAAAAUGUCAUGAGCUAUUUAUUAACAAGUCUCUUCAUUAUUUCUGUACUUCACUGCAUAAGUCAGCUAGUUAUUUAUUUUAAAUUAUGUAAUUGCAAAUCUCUGAGCUUAUAUUGUUUUUUGUUUUUUUUUUCUAUUUUAAGACUGUCAGAAAAAAACAGUCCUCAGUAGUAAUCAGUCAUCAAAAACAAUUAGGUUAACAAAAAUAUAGAAAUUCAAGAUCAUGAAUCAUGUAUUCUUAAGGGCCGAUCAGACUGAACAUGUUCUUAUGUUUAAAAAAAGCCAGAUGCAGUGCAAUAAAUGGAACAGAAUACAGGUGCCUUGAGACAUGUUUUUAAAAGUUCCUUCAACUUGACACGGCAUCUUAAAAACACAGCAUUUGGGCGCAAAACACUGGAAAAACAGUCGUGGAGCAACGGACACAAUAAAGCAUUCUGUGUGAACGGACCCUUAGGCCACAUCCACACAAAUACGUUUUCGUUUGAAAACGUAUGUUUUCUCUAAGUUUUAGCCUCCCGUCCACACUGAGACAGCGUUUUUGACAGUGAAAACAAGGUUUUUCGAAAACGCUCUGCCAAGAGAAUACAUUUUAAAAUCCUGUCUUAGCGCUGAAGUGUGAACAGGGAAAACUGAGAUAUCUUAAAAAGAUGACGUAUGUUUUAUCAUUUGACGCAGUCAUGUGAUCCAUUCAACCCAAAAAAAUCAAGAUGGCUGCUCAUGUUGUAGCAGUGUUGUUGUGCCUGCUAUCCACUUUGAUAGCAUUGUUAAAGAUAAAUGGUAUUUGUACAACAUGGCAUUCCUUCAAAGAUGACAAGAAGUUUACUCGGAAUUGCUGUCCGGAUAUGUAACACUAGGAUAAUUGCGUUUCAGGCCAUACAUGGAAUGGCAAUUUUUUGCCUGUGCAUUAAGGGGAUUUAAGAGUUUUCAUACAUUUCAGUGUGUAUGUGCAACUUUUGGAAAAUACUUGAGAACGGCAGCGUGGACGGAGAGCGUUUUCCGUUUUCAGAUGUAUCCGGAUUACAUUGUGCAUAUGUCUACAAAAUGCUCACAGUUGAAAAGAGCAUUGACCUUUUCAUUGAUAUUUCAGAGUGGACCAAAGUUUGUUUAGCUAAAACAAUCCAAGAGUUGGAAACCACAGAAACUUAUUUUUUAACUAAAUCACAGUGAAUAGAUUUUUUUCUUUUUUUUGCUAUGGCUGAUCAUUUAGUCUGACCUUUCUGGCGAUUACAAUAAUAGAAAAUGAAGUGUAACAUUUGCUCUUACUCAAACAGGAGGGAAUGUUUAAAUCGUACUCCAUUUUACUACCAAAGUCUUAAGUCUCCCCAGAGUGUGCUUCUUUGAGUUAACAAGUAAAUGUCAAAACACAAAUGCAUUCUGAAUACCAAGCAUGUUCACAUCUGUUACAAUGUGACCCUUUUACAAGAGGCAGAGUGCAGAAUCAGCAACACCCUUGAGUUGCCUUUGACAAUUAAUUAUACAAUCAGAAUGUCUUUCAUUUAUAUAAUGUUUAUUUGAAAACUGCUUGUAGGUUACUAUUUGUCUGUCAGAAUGCUCUUGUAAUCAAUGAGUAACAAAGCUGUAUAUUUGUAUGCAAAUCUUUUAAUCAGGUAAACAACUGUAGGUUAGCUUAGAGUACCAAUUUUGGGUCCAGUUUUGGGGUACUUAUUUUUACUAGUUCUGUUGAUCGAAGAAUCAACAUUGAACAUUGUGAACAAUGAUGUCAAAUAUUGUUAAUUCUGCUGCACGGUUCUAACUAAGUAAUUAUGUUCACAACACAGAUGCAUGGAAACCAAUGGUUAUGCUGUGGUCUGUGCAUUUGUUGGAUGCCAUUUCCUUGCAAUGUAGAGAUAUGUGAGAUGUACCUUUAGCACUUAAAGUGCACUUGUAAUUUAAAGCUGAGAGACAGCUAAAUCCUAUCAAUUAAUCAAAUUCUAUAAGUGGUGUAACUGUUUGCCUUGUCUCGGUGUUAGCACUGGAUAUAAUCCUGCAUUGCCUGUUUUGUAUGCCAAGAGAACUGCAUUGUUGUAAUAUAUUUUUGUCUAAUUGAAGAAAUGAGCUACAAUACUAUCAGUCUUAACAUUUAGUGUUAUGUAAUAAAACAUGGUACUUGACAAAAUGGUGGAUUUUGUUUCUAAACGUGAAACCUGUGUAUUCAGUUUGUAUU
Xyrauchen texanus (razorback sucker) is the source of this 3976-nucleotide messenger RNA. It is a transcript of the gene lurap1, whose product is annotated as leucine rich adaptor protein 1. NCBI's taxonomy places the organism in Eukaryota, Metazoa, Chordata, Actinopteri, Cypriniformes, Catostomidae. The transcript has 3 exons. The coding region runs from base 315 to 1229 and encodes 304 amino acids. The record is from RefSeq and is a predicted model, not a curated record. Gene Ontology annotation, biological process: positive regulation of canonical NF-kappaB signal transduction; positive regulation of cytokine production.